Molecule: messenger RNA, 2280 nt
Organism: Rhagoletis pomonella (apple maggot)
Lineage: Eukaryota; Metazoa; Arthropoda; Insecta; Diptera; Tephritidae
Product: Kv channel-interacting protein 1
Exons: 6
Coding region: 1041-1661 (206 amino acids)
Molecular function (GO): calcium ion binding
Source: RefSeq, a predicted model, not a curated record
UGCUGGCAGCAAAAAUAGAGCGUCACUAUUAAAAUCAUAAAAAGCGUAUAAGCUAAAGCAGAAAACUGAGAAAAAUUAAAAUUGCUAUACAUGCAUGAGUAUUUAAGACGUUUGUAAAUACAACAAAAAAAGUUUGUAAAAUAAAUUCAAAACCGCCGAAACAAAAAGUUAACAAAAACAACCAACCAAACAAAUUACCUAAUUAAUGUCAUACAACAACAACAACAAAUCGAGCUAAAACACACCAAAAAUGCACCACAAAUAAAAAAAAAAUCAGCACCAACAAUAAGAACGAACAACUAUUAUGUGAACAACUACUGUUCUGUUCAAUCAAACUGCUAUCUAUGCAACUAAAUACCGUUUCGGCCAACCAAAGAAUGCAGUACCAACGUCGUGGUAGCGAUUCAAGCCAAACCACAACCAACUAAUCAACUAAAUACUCGUAAUCAACAAAUCAACAAAUCAACAAGCGAACUGACUAAUCAACCAACUAACCAAUCAAACUAAGCCAAAACAGCCACAAAAUUGCACAACAUACAAAGAAGCGUGUGAAUUGUAAAAGCAAAAACAACAACCACCAUAACCACCACCAUCACCACCACAAAAAACGUGUAAAACAACAUUAACAAUAAUCAAGCGAAUUGAAUUUAAUGGAAUUACUAAAACAGAUUGCAAUGCAGCAAUCGCAAAUAGUACAACGCACUGGAUUACUUAUCUUGCCGGUUAUUUGCUAUAUUCCUAUGCGGAACUACCACCAUUCCACACUUAACUAAAAACAAAAAAGUUCAACUAAUUUUAAAAAAUUUGCCAAGUAGCUUGUAAAAAAGUUAGUUAAGCAAACACUUAAUUGCUAACGCAUUGCGACUUGUGUAAACUUGCACGCAACAUAAACAAUUUUCCUUGAACCCAAACGCCCUUAACAUCCCGCGUUAUCGCGUUAAUUACGUUCUUCAUUGAUUUCUGGGAUAUUUUUUUUUUAAAUUAAAUACAAAACGUAAAACAAAAGCACACACACACACACAUACAAAUAUUGAUUCAAUAUGACUUCGCCACCGGAAAGCCCCAUCGAGGAGGUUGUCUUCGAAUUGGAACACACCCGAGUGCCUAAGCCGAUUAACGUAACGAUCGAAGAUUUGUAUCGCGAAACGAAAUUCUCAAAACAAGAAAUACGAAUUAUGUAUCGUGGAUUUAAAACGGAAUGUCCCGAAGGCGUUGUGCAUGAAGAAUGCUUCAAAGAAAUUUACGCAAAGUUCUUUCCACAUGGCAAUUCCAGUUUAUACGCUCACCACGUGUUCAGAACAUUCGAUACGAAUAGUACAGGGUCCGUGAACUUUCGGGACUUUCUCAAUAUACUGUCAACACUGCUGCGCGGUACAGUGUACGACAAAGUUAAAUGGACCUUCAAAUUGUACGAUGUGAAUGGUGAUGGUCGAAUAUCACGUGGCGAAAUGAGCGAUUUAUUUCAUUCGAUACACGAGCUAAUGGGUCGACGACCGCACCAACCGGAGGAGGAUAGAAAAGCCAAAGAUCAGUUGGAACGCACCUUCCGUUCAUUUGAUCCCCACAAUGUUGGCUACAUUAAUUUCGAAAUGUGGAUGAAGGGUCUGCUUACCAACCGAACCAUAGUGAAUUCUUUUCAUGUCUUUCACUCGGAUCCCUGAUGGUCGGAGAGUGACUUCGAGAGUAUUUUGAAUAAUCAAGAAGUUAUAUCGCUUAUAGAUCUCUGAGAAAGCCAAGCCAAAAAUGGCAGGAAUGUACGCAAGGCCAGCGUUAGUCCGCAGGCGAGUAAGCCGUUAGACAAAAAUAAGAACACGUAAAAUUACGAGCAAAUUUAUAAAGUUUUUAAAAGCUAAUGAUCGGCUCGCAAGCAAACGAUGUACAUACAUACAUACAUAUUUGCGUAUGAAAUGGUAAUGUCUGACCGUGAAAAUGCGUCUGCGAAUAUUAUCCUGCCAUGCAAGCGAAUUUGGCGAUUGCAAAAUCCAAUAAAUUAACUAAAGUAAUUGUUAUUGACAAAAAUAUGUAUAAAUAAUUGAAAUUCAAGGAAAUUGAAAUUAGGCAUAGACAAUUUUUAGUAUUUACAAAAGAUGAGAAUUGAUUGCUCCAAUGUUUCACACACACACACAAUCAAACAUAAUGCGAGUUCACAUAUUUGACAAAUAUGUAAAUAAAACUUAAAUUUAGAGCAGAUGUAGGGACACUAGAGUUGAAAUUUGACAAUUGAAGGCUUUAAGAAUGCUUGAAAGCAUUAACUGGACAUAAAGUUUUGGUCAUUAAAAG